AUUAAAUUAGUCGUACUAUAUCUAUCAAGAUUCAUACGCACAUCGUUCACAUUCAUGAGGAAAUAGUUAUCCCUUGAAUUGGCGGAAGUUUGACGAUACAUUCAAAAUGGGUGCAUCACUACUUUUUAAACUAACGGUUGGAAUUUGCAUUAUAGAAGUUUUCCUAACAAAUGUUGUUGCAGAUAAUAACACACAGAUGACUUGGCUUGCUGCUAGGGACUUUUGUGACAGUGUCAACUCUAGCCUGGUGGACCCCUUCAUCGAUAGCGUGUCAACAGAAGGAGCAUUCUGGACAAAUAGACACAUGGAGACACACUCCUCGUGGAUCUAUAUCGAAGGAUGCACCAAUACUUCCUCUCUGGAGACAAACAGCGACACCGGAAGAAAGAUAGCCUCGGUAUGGGAAUGUGAUAACCUGUGUAACCACACAGAAUUAUUCGGAACACAGAACUCUACUUGUUUCUGUCUUGAAAGAAACAGGACUGAUAUCAUUGAAGCGAACGCUUGUACAGUACAAUGUGAUAUUUGUACCGACGUCUUUCCAAUACAGUGUUGCGGAAGCACGGACCUUGUUACAGUAUUUGGAAAGCUUCAUAUCACAGGAAACCAAUUAAACCUCGACAAUACUAACGAAUGUCUAACGUGCGAUGGUGGUGGUAUGUACCGUUCACCCUCUUGCUCAGAUUCCCUUUAUUGCCCGUGCCACAAAGAAGGCAUAACGAGAGACAACAUUGAUUGGGAAACUUGCUUUCGGGUAGUAUGUGAAGGCGGUAUAAAUCCCAGACGAUUAAAAGAGCUAAUGCAAUGUACAGGUUCUAAUUACGAACCAAUAUGGCUACCUGUACGAAGACGGCAUUUUGACGAUAAUCCUGGACUUUGCUACAGAUGUAUAAACAAUACUUUGAACUGUCAAUUUGAAAGAUGUGAUCACAUUUACAAGUCUUCCUGUAGAGAGAAUUCAACUUUAAACGAAGCAAACUUCACCCUGAACAAUUCAUCAGAUUGCAACAAUUCCUUAAGCGUCUCUAUGAACUGGACCAGUUCCUCAAGCGUCUCAAUGAACUGGAACAGUUGUUUUGAAAGUUGUUUUCCAAACGAUACUGAAAAAGAGAAUGGGAAAGCUAGGAUUAAUGUAACAUUUCAAAAAUUAUCAAGCUGGGUUCAAAGUUUGGGUUGCAUCGAUGAGACGAAUCACAGUUUUCCACCCUCCAGUGUACGACACACGAUUCCCUUCCCGUCUAUCACUCUGUGUGAGGAAAUCUGUAAUACGAGUCAUCAUUUCAUUGUUAAGAAUACCACGUGCCUUUGUGUUGAAUAUCCUAAUGUAACAGAUCCAGCUGUUAACGAUUCUUGUACCCUUCCGUGUAAGGAUAUCCCGCCACUGGGACUAUAUUGCGGAGGGACAUCUGCAUUCAAUGUGUUCAAAACUUAUAAAGAAACUGAGAUAGUAAGCGCAGAUCUUUCACACAACUGUGUGUUGCUAAACUGUGAGGACUCCCCACCCUCACUGAUUAUAGUGAGUUGCAAUGACAACAUUACCCACAGCGGGCUAUGCGUCAAAUUCAAUGGUGAAAAAGGAUCGCACAUUGUCCAUAUGGGAACUUGGGAAUUCUCAGCAAACUAUUGUAAGGAGAGGAAUGAAUCUCUACCGUCCAGUUUAUCUCUUUGUAAUACUACUGUGUUCCGUGUCCAACAACAGUGGAGUGGACUGGUACGAGUAGGGACACCAGUAUCCAUUACAGACGGAAGUCAACCUGAUUCAUCAUCAGUGCUCGAGUUCAACUGUACACGCUGUGAAAACAUCACGUGUCGUUCUCUCAGCUGCAGCAGUAACCGUUCUGCUCUCUGUCAGAUAAAGAAUAUCAACAAUCAAAAAACCAUAAGUCACUCACUACAGACGCCAUCAGCUACCCAUCCUACAUAUUUUAUUACUGAUGAGGUGACGCCUUCAGAGAAUGACAGCAGCCAAAUAAAAGGUAUCAAAACACAGACAAUCAUGGCUGUUGUGAUCAGUCUGGUAGCCGUAUCCAUUUUUGUUGGUGUCACUUUCUUCUGUGUCAGAAAGAAAAUAUGUCACAAAGAUCAGGAUGGACCAAUAAGUGGAGAUAAUAGAGAACAAGUUACCUAUGACGAAAUACAGUUAACUGAACCCAAACUAAACACAAAUGGAAAUGUGAUUAAUGACAAAUACUGUGUACUAAAACCAUACCAAAAGAAUGUUAAAGAAGAAAAUCUGCAGGACAAUGAAUGUUAUGACCAUGUGGGGGACGUCGACAAGGAGAAGGAUUAUAAAAACUCUCAUUUAUACACAAACACAAACCUUACUGCAGAACAAAUUGACACGGGGGAAAAGGAAGGUCAUUUGUAUAACCAAUUAUUAGAGAAAAACUCUGUACCGGUUCAAGAUCUACACAUUUACAGUCACAUGACACCAGGUGACUCCGGAUGAUGAUCAUGGAUAUAACAUUGCUAAAAACGAAGAUUUGAAGAGGGUCACGGACUAUGAUAAUGUGAUCCUUAACGAAAGUAAUUCUUUAAUUCUCUUAAAUUCUCUAAAUUCUUUAACGAAAAUAAUUCUUUUGAAAUACCGAGAUUCAAAUGUGUAUGUUAUUUUCUUUCCAAAUACUCUAACAUUGGUUAUAACACUUAAUUUAACGCUUCUCUUUGACAUAUGACGGUCUCGGAGGGCGUCAUUCUACGCAUUUUUA
This is a messenger RNA of Ostrea edulis (European flat oyster), 2708 nucleotides long. RefSeq lists its product as uncharacterized. The record is from RefSeq and is a predicted model, not a curated record. The transcript is spliced from 18 exons. NCBI's taxonomy places the organism in Eukaryota, Metazoa, Mollusca, Bivalvia, Ostreida, Ostreidae. Bases 107 to 2449 code for a protein of 780 amino acids.